CUCCCCCGAAGCGUGCGUGGCAACCCCCAAACACGCCCCCCCAAAUUCCCAAACGUUGGCAAGCUCCCUACCCCAAAGCACAGGCAUUAGAGCUUCCUGGGUUUGAAUGUGGCUGCCAGGGGAGCCUCUGAUCUAUAAACUUGAAUUCUUCCCUUGCAGGGUAAUUGCGAGGAUUAGAAAUGACAUGAACAGGGCCUAAUACGGAGCUGAUCCCUUACUCAAGGCACCCCAAAGAAAGAACACGUUACUCCAGACGCUUGUUAAAGACGCCCUCGAUCUCACUCCUCUUGUGUCCCUGUGAGAGGCUCUGUGAGGACCUGGUUCUCCCCAGAGACAACUUCAUCCCAGAAGAACUUCACAUAAAAGGACUUGCCAGGCCAGAUGAUGCCCGUUGAGCUGGGGCAGGCCCUAGUCCUGCUGCCACCACUGGCAAAGGCUGAGGACUUCCCGUUCUCUGGACCAGAUGCUGCUCUUAGAGGGGAGCCCUCCAGCCCUGAGACUGCACGCCAGCUUUUCAGGCAGUUUCGUUACCAGGUGAUGUCUGGGCCCCAGGAAACCCUGAGACAACUUCGGAAGCUCUGUUUCCAGUGGCUGCAGCCAGAGGUUCACACCAAGGAGCAGAUCCUAGAGAUCCUCAUGUUGGAGCAGUUCCUGACCAUCCUCCCUGGAGAGAUUCAGAUGUGGGUGCGGAAACAGUGUCCAGGCAGCGGAGAGGAGGCAGUGACCCUGGUGGAGAGCUUGAAGGGAGACCCCCAGAGGCUGUGGCAGUGGAUCAGCAUCCAGGUUCUAGGUCAGGACAUCUUAUCCAAGAAGGUGGAAUCUGCAAGCUGCCAAGUGGGGGAAGUGGAGUCUCGUCUUGAAGUGAUGCCUCAGGAGCUGGAACUUCAGAAUUCACCCCCUGGGCGAGGGGAGCCACUGAGCCACGUGGUGAAGGAGGAGUCUGACGCGGAACAGGAGUUAGCAGUGGCUGCUUCCCAGUUUCCUGCCCAACCCGAGGAGAGGCUCACCAGGGACCAGGACUUCGGAGCCUCACUUCUCCACACAGCACCUCAGGAGCAGUGGAGGCACCUGGAUUCCACUCAAAAGGAGCAAUACUGGGAUCUCAUGCUGGAGACCUAUGGGAAAAUGGUCUCAGGAGGCAUUUCCAAUUCCAAGCCUGACCUGACUACUUCAACAGAAUAUGGGCAAGAACUGGCAGGACUGUACCUUCACGUCAGUGAGAAGAUCCCGAGACCCACCUGCAGAGGCAGUAGACAGGAAAAUGACAAAGAGAACCUGAACUUGGAAAAUUAUAGGGACCAGGAACCUCCAGAUGCCUCCUGUCAUGCCUCAGAGGAGGCACCUUUUCAGGCUUCCUUAAGUGGCCUCUUCACUGCGGAUGAGCCGAGACACUUUGGAGAAGGAGAGAAUCUCCCUGAGGCUCAGGAAAACCUUCAGGGUGAGGGGACAGGGGGACAGCUCUCUCCUCAAGAAAGGAACUCUGCGAAACAACUAGGCCAUCACCUGCCUGAUCCUCAUGCAGGAGAACUGUCCGUGCUGUGGCUGGAAGAGAAGAGAGAGGCCUCCCCUAAAGGGCAGCUGAGAGCCCCCAUGGCCCAGAAGCUGCCCACCUGCAGGGAGUGUGGGAAAACCUUUUACAGGAAUUCUCAGCUUGUUUUUCACCAAAGAACUCACACCAGGGAGACAUACCUCCAGUGCCCCACCUGCAAAAAGGCCUUCCUGCGGAGCUCUGACUUUGUGAAACAUCAGCGAAUUCACACGGGAGAGAAGCCCUGUAAAUGUGACUACUGUGGGAAAGGUUUCAGUGACUUCUCAGGACUGCGCCACCAUGAGAAAAUACACACAGGAGAGAAACCCUACAAAUGUCCCAUCUGUGAGAAGAGUUUUAUCCAGAGAUCAAACUUUAAUAGACAUCAGAGGGUUCACACAGGAGAGAAACCUUACAAAUGUUCCCGCUGUGGGAAAAGUUUCAGCUGGAGUUCCAGUCUUGAUAAACAUCAAAGAUCCCAUUUAGGAAAGAAGUCCUUUCAGUAGCCACACUGUCUUAGCCCAUUUCUGUAUGCUGGUCCAUUUACAACACUGAGCUCCUCGGGAGAAAUUACGUCUCUUAGAGGCUAUCCUGCGUGGAUUGGAGAAGAGUACCUGAACGUGAGUUUGGACUUGGAGGAUAUGUCAGCCUGGAUUGGAUUUUACUCUGGUUUUCUUGCUUCUGCAUCAGGAGAAAGGAUAGUCUUUGUCUUUCACCUCCUCUCUUUUUUGGGGACAAGAUGGGACAAAGCUGUUGCUUGGAGAUCCAGUUUUAGAAGUGCUGCCUGGGGAGCCACAAUUGCUGCUCAUGUGAAGAACCUUGGACCAGCCCUUUAGAAGUGGGGUCCUAGAGCAGGCCAUCUGUUAGGAAAGGGGGGACAUAGAGGGCCAGUGAGCUCACCUGUGCUCUUUGUCACACCAGUGCAAAGUUAAUGUUCUGUCCCUGUUUUAAAUAAACUUAGUAGAGUCACUCCUGUCUCA
This is a messenger RNA of Miniopterus natalensis, 2508 nucleotides long. It is a transcript of the gene ZNF18, whose product is annotated as zinc finger protein 18. Gene Ontology annotation, molecular function: DNA-binding transcription factor activity, RNA polymerase II-specific; RNA polymerase II cis-regulatory region sequence-specific DNA binding. Gene Ontology annotation, biological process: regulation of transcription by RNA polymerase II. The record is from RefSeq and is a predicted model, not a curated record. NCBI's taxonomy places the organism in Eukaryota, Metazoa, Chordata, Mammalia, Chiroptera, Miniopteridae.